This is a messenger RNA of Scomber scombrus (Atlantic mackerel), 999 nucleotides long. It is a transcript of the gene atp6v1f, whose product is annotated as ATPase H+ transporting V1 subunit F. The record is from RefSeq and is a predicted model, not a curated record. The coding region runs from base 88 to 447 and encodes 119 amino acids. The transcript has 2 exons. NCBI's taxonomy places the organism in Eukaryota, Metazoa, Chordata, Actinopteri, Scombriformes, Scombridae. Gene Ontology annotation, biological process: proton transmembrane transport. Gene Ontology annotation, molecular function: proton-transporting ATPase activity, rotational mechanism. Gene Ontology annotation, cellular component: membrane; proton-transporting V-type ATPase, V1 domain.
CACAUGACCUGCAGACAUCUGACACCGACCCUCCGUUAACUCUCCGUUAACUCUCCGGUAACCUUCCAGCUCGCGCUCCAGCUCGUGAUGGCCGGCCGCGGGAAACUGAUCGCCGUUAUCGGUGAUGAAGACACGUGCACCGGUUUCCUGCUCGGUGGGAUCGGUGAACUCAACAAGAACCGGAAACCCAAUUUCCUGGUCGUGGAGAAGGACACAAGCGUCACGGAGAUCGAGGAGACGUUCAAGAGCUUCCUGGCUCGUAACGACAUCGGGAUCAUCCUGAUCAAUCAGUUCAUCGCAGAGAUGAUCCGUCACGCCAUCGACGCUCACAUGCAGUCCAUCCCCGCCGUGCUGGAGAUCCCGUCCAAAGAGCAUCCGUACGACGCGUCCAAGGACUCCAUCCUGCGCCGCGCCAAGGGCAUGUUCUCUGCCGAGGACUUCCGCUAAAAUACACACAUAUACACACAUUAUAUACACACAUAGACACACAUAUACACAUAUACACACAUUAUAUACACACAUAGACACACAAAUACACACAUAGACACACAUAUACACAUAUACACACAUUAUAUACACACAUAGACACACAAAUACACACAUAGACACACAUAUACACACAUACACACAUUAUAUACACACAUAGACACACAUAUACACACAUACACACAUUAUAUACACACAUACACACGCUCAGUGUUUACCUCUGUCUGGUUGUCAUGGUGAUUCUGUACAUUGAUUGAUAUUUAAUAUUUAAUGUUUAAUGUUUAAUGAUCAUUAACUGAACGUAUUGAUUAAUAAUAGUUUUUUCUCACAUGUUUGUUGUUUCCUAUUUUUAUUUUAUUUUUUAUCUUAUUUUAGUUGUUUGUUUUUCAGGAAGUUGUUCAUGUGACUGUGAGACAGCUGAUAAAAAUAUAAAGUAACUUCCUGUCAGACGUCACCAUGGAAACAGAUCUGAAACUGUUAAAAACAUAAAUGAAUAAAUAAAUGUUGUUGUGA